AUGGCGUCCCUCUCGAACCGCUGCAGCGAAAGUAAGAGCCCCUACGUUCGCGCCCACAAGGACAAUCCAACCGCCUGGCAAUUAUGGACGCCCGAGACCCUCGACCUUGCAAAGCGUCACAACAAACUGCUCUUCGUGAGCAUCGGAUAUAGUGCCUGUCACUGGUGCCAUGUCAUGGCGCACGAGAGCUUUGACAACCCCGGAAUCGCUCUCCUGCUCAAUGAGAAAUUCAUACCUGUGAAGAUCGAUCGGGAAGAACGUCCUGAUAUCGACAGGCAGUACAUGGACUUUGUAACGGCGACCACUGGUCAUGGCGGGUGGCCCUUGAACGUCUUUGUUACCCCAGACCUGGAACCAAUCUUCGGAGGGACGUAUUGGCCUGGACCUGGGGCUGACGAUAUCGGAAGUAUGAACUUUGAAGAUGUCUUGAUUAUGGUGGGCAGGAUGUGGGCAGAGAACGAGGCCAAGGUGAGGGACAGUGGGAAGCAGAUCACCGAAGCCCUGCGGAGGUUUGCGAACCAGUCGAAGGCCGAGGAGGAUGAACAAGACGACAAUGACGCGAGCUUGGAGCUCCUCACCCAGUCGUAUCAGCACUACAAGGCGCAAUUCGACAAGAUCCACGGUGGCUUCGACCAUGCACCAAAGUUUCCUACCCCUGGAAACCUGACACAUCUCAUUCGCCUGGGAGCGUAUGGCAAAGAAAUAAAAGACGCCUUGGGUGAAGAUGCAUGCACUGAUGCCAAGGACAUGGUGUCUCACACCCUGCGGCGCAUGGCAAUGGGAGGUAUCAAGGACCAAGUUGGCAAUGGCUUUGCUCGCUACUCAGUCACCGAAGACUGGUCGCUUCCUCACUUCGAGAAGAUGCUUUAUGAUAAUUCCCAACUGCUGCCCCUCUACCUCGACGCCUUCUUGUCGAACGGCGAGGACAUCUUUUUUGAUACCGUCCACGAUAUUGCGAAAUAUCUUACCAGUCCUCCCAUAAACUCAGAGCAAGGGGGCAUUCAUGCGAGCGAAGACGCGGAUUCGGCACCUUCGACAGCUGAGCAGCAGAAAAAGGAAGGCGCCUUUUACGUUUGGGAUUAUGACGAACUGGACGCUCUGCUGGAGAAGGAUGAGUUACUGCUCUGUGCGCAAUACUGGAAUAUUAAACCCAAUGGAAAUGUCGACAGCCAGCACGAUAUUCAGGGUGAGUUGACAGGCAUGAACACGUUGUGUGUACAAAUGAGCACAGAGGACCUGGCCAAAUCUGUCAGCAAGACCACGGAGCAAGUCGAGGAGGUUAUAAACCGGGUGCGUGCAAAAAUGCUCAAAUACCGCACUGAGCACCGACCCCGUCCCGCACUGGACGACAAGAUCGUUACAGCAUGGAACGGCAUGGCGAUAGGGGGCCUUGCACGAACCAGCGCAGCGCUCGGAGCCGCCGGGAAAGCCGACGAUGCAAAGACCUACCUUGGCGCGGCCGAAAAAGCGGCGAGCUUCAUCCGCGAGCACCUCUUCAGCCCAGCGACCAACACGCUGCGGCGUGUGUACCGCGAAGGUCCCGGUGAUACCCCGGGUUUCGCGGACGACUACGCAUACCUGAUAUCGGGCCUGAUCGACCUGUACGAGGCGACAUUCGACGACGCACACCUCGAGUGGGCCGAUGCGCUCCAGCAGACGCAGGUCCGGCUGUUCUGGGACACUGAGGGCUAUGGCUUCUUCUCCACCCCCGCAGACCAAUCCGACAUCCUGGUGCGCUCCAAGGACGCUGCGGACAACGCGGAGCCGGGUACCAACGGCGUGAGCGCCGGGAACCUCCUCAGGCUGGGCUCAUUGCUUGAUGAUGCAGCGUACGGGGAGAUGGGCAGGCAGACGAUCGCCGCAUUUGGGCCGGAUAUGCGGAAACAGCCUGCUGCGUACUCGGGUCUGUUGGGUGCCGCCGCCGCGGCUCGUGUGGGGCUGAAGGGUGUGGUGCUGGCCGGGGAGGGCGAGGUUGUCAGUGCGGCUAUCAAGAGGUUACAUGGGACUGUGAGGCCCGGUUGGACGGUGCUGCGUGUUGGCGGUAGUGCAAAGUGUGAGUGGUUGAAGAGCAGGAAUCAGCUGUUGAAGGACUUGGAUGUGACAAAGGAGGUGGUACAGCUCUGCGAAGGCAAGACCUGCCGCAUCCUGAGUGCCGAAGAGGUUAAUACCAUGGCAUCGUGA
Molecule: messenger RNA, 2181 nt
Organism: Diaporthe citri
Lineage: Eukaryota; Fungi; Ascomycota; Sordariomycetes; Diaporthales; Diaporthaceae
Exons: 1
Coding region: 1-2181 (726 amino acids)
Biological process (GO): carbohydrate metabolic process
Source: RefSeq, a predicted model, not a curated record